AUGGGACGCUGUGGACGCUGGGCGACGAAGGUGGCGAACUUCUUCACGGACGAGGAGGAAGGGGCAGAGGCCAGCGAGGCGGUGGCCAAGGUUGCCAACUCGAUCGUGUUGAUGUCGUACGGCCGCGAAGAAGACCCGGAACGAGACUUCUUCACCAGCCGCACCCCCAACUGGAAGCUGCGCGUCUUCAACGUCAUCGUGGGCCUAAUCCAGCUGAUCACUGGUGUGAUUAUCGCUGGCAUAACAAAGAAGGACUCCCGGUUCCCAUGGUACACGGACUUCGCGAAGAGCUGGCAGGCCAGCAGCCCCGACUUCUACGUGCCCGACACCAGGGAGGUGGCCGACAUGCCGAUCGGCUACUACUCGGCCCUCUUCCUGUGGCUCUCCGCCUUCAACCACUUCCUCACCGCCCUGCCCGGCGGGUGGCAGCUCUACAAGUACUGGCUCCAGCGCAACCAGAACCACUUCCGCUGGCUCGAGUACUCGGUCUCGGCCAGCAUCAUGCACGUCAUGGGCGCCCAGCUGUCCGGCGCCACCGAGAUCCACCUCCUCUUCGCCAUCUUCGUCCUGGGCGCCACCACCAUGAUCUUCGGCUCCAUGCACGAGAGGGCCAACUGGAAGUACUACGGCUACUCGUCCAAGGAGCGGCCGAGGAACUGGCAGCCGCUGAUCUCGGGCUUCGUACCGCACCUGGGCGGCUGGCUCAUCAUCUUGUGCUACUUCUUCCAGGCCGUCUCGCGAGGCGACCCGCCCGGUUUCGUGUGGGCCAUCAUCUUCAUCAUCUUCAUCCUCGACAACACGUUUGCGGUGAUGUUGUGGCUGCAGUGGUUCGAGUGGGGCAUCUUCAAGAAGAACUACGUACUGGGCGAGAUCGGGUUCAUCAUUCUGUCGCUCACCAGCAAGCAGCUCCUCGCCUGGAUCAACUACGGCGGUUCGCAGCGAGCAUGA
Acanthamoeba castellanii str. Neff is the source of this 948-nucleotide messenger RNA. RefSeq lists its product as uncharacterized. The transcript is spliced from 4 exons. Bases 1 to 948 code for a protein of 315 amino acids. The record is from RefSeq and is a predicted model, not a curated record. NCBI's taxonomy places the organism in Eukaryota, Discosea, Longamoebia, Acanthamoebidae.